AUGGAUACCCAAAGCCUCUUCAAUGUAGAGGGUAAAGUGGUGCUGGUCACCGGCGGAGCCAAAGGUAUUGGCCGUAUGAUUUCCGAAGGAUACGUCACCAAUGGUGCGACGGUGUACAUUUCGUCCAGAGAUGCCAAGGCUUGCGAUCAAGCUGUAAAGGAGCUCAAUGCGAUCGGAAAGGGCAAAGCGUACGCCAUCCCGGCCGAUUUCUACCGGGAGGAGGAGUGCAAGAGACUUGCUGAUGAGAUAGCGAAGCGCGAAGGCAAGCUCCAUGUCCUCGUGAACAACUCCGGGUCCAACUGGGGUGCCCCCUACGAUGAGUACCCAUCAUCCGCAUGGACCAGGGUCCUUACCCUCAACCUCCACCGGGUCUUCGACCUCACCAAGCUCCUUACCCCUCUCCUUGAAGCGGCUGGCUCGCCCAGCGAUCCAGCUCGCGUCAUCAACAUUGGCAGCAUUGAUGGGUUGAGAGUUCCGAGUCUGGAGACAUUCGCAUACAGCGCUAGCAAGGCAGGCCUGCAUCACCUGAGCAGGGUUCUCGCACACCACCUUGGCAAGAGGAAUAUCACAUCCAACACUUUGGCUUGCGGCCCGUUUCAGAGCAAGAUGAUGGCCGCCACUCUGGAGAAGUUUCGUGAGUCGAUCGAAGGUUCUAUUCCGUUGGGCCGCAUUGGUACGCCCCAGGAUGUGGCCGGAUCUUGCCUGUUCCUCAGCAGCCGGGCCGGUGCGUACAUCAAUGGCGCGACGAUCACGGUCGAUGGAGGCAGCUCAAUCGCUGCAAAGAUGUAA
Aspergillus clavatus NRRL 1 is the source of this 789-nucleotide messenger RNA. RefSeq names its product short chain dehydrogenase/reductase family. The coding region runs from base 1 to 789 and encodes 262 amino acids. Gene Ontology annotation, molecular function: oxidoreductase activity. NCBI's taxonomy places the organism in Eukaryota, Fungi, Ascomycota, Eurotiomycetes, Eurotiales, Aspergillaceae. The transcript has 4 exons. The record is from RefSeq and is a predicted model, not a curated record.